Molecule: messenger RNA, 2991 nt
Organism: Neodiprion virginianus
Lineage: Eukaryota; Metazoa; Arthropoda; Insecta; Hymenoptera; Diprionidae
Product: ribosomal protein S6 kinase delta-1
Exons: 6
Coding region: 238-2850 (870 amino acids)
Biological process (GO): protein phosphorylation
Molecular function (GO): phosphatidylinositol binding; protein kinase activity; ATP binding
Source: RefSeq, a predicted model, not a curated record
AAUUCCUGCGACCAGAUGGCGUGCGGGUAAUUUAGAGAGUUUCUGUUCAAAUUAUAAAGUAUGCAUAUAUGCAUAUACACGUGGGAAAUACCACCAACACCACCACACUUAAUCGAUACAUUUUUGACACCUUCGUUCAUAACAGAAAAAGACUUGGACUCGCGUAAUUUAAGACUGGUUUAGUGUUGGGUUAACACAGAGAGAAAAGCACGAGCCGUGCUCGAAUGAAAUGUUCGCAUGAACGAAGAAGCCCUGGUCAAUAAUUGGGUGCUAUACGAUUCAAAGUCUAAUAACAGUAAAUGGCACCAUCUAAGGAAAAAUGGGUACGAAGGUUCCUUAUCAAUGAGACUUCGCGUCACAGGAAAGGAUUUACCGUGUACAAAGUUACAUCAGUGGUCGAUAUAUCCUAAAUCAGCCCCAGAGGCUGUGUCCAGAGUUUCGGUUUGGAAGCGAUACAGCGACUUUAGGAAGUUGUACCUGGAGCUGAGCAGCCGUCAUGACACUUUGAGGAUCAAAGAGGCCUUCCCACCUUUCCCAAAGCCCAAGUUCUUUGGCCGUUUUGAGGCGGAAGUUAUUGAGGAGCGACGACAAUGUGCAAUCAGACUUCUGGAGUUUGUAGCAAGGCACACUCCACUUUUUACAAGCAAUGUAGUUGUCAAGUUCUUCGAGUCUGGACAUGCCAGAGACUAUCUAACCGACUGCUCGGCAUCCAUCGGCUCCGAUACCUCUGAAGAGGACCCAAACUUGAACUCCGCUCUCAGAGGCACCAGCUACGUUCCAACCACUGUGCAGAAUACUCAGUUUCCGACUUCAAACGGCAGAACGAUCAUACUAGCCAACAAUGAUAUUGAGACGAGUGAUAAUGUUUCCCAGAGCUUAUCUGUGAACAAUAACUGCAUUGACGAAAUUGGCGUGGUCAGUGAGAAUGGCGUCAACAUAAGUGGGACAAAGCCAAUCAAUAAUACGAAUGACGGAGGAAAACUUGAGAGGCAAUCGCCAACCUGUGACAGGUAUGAUGCCCCUAAAUUCACAGCUUGGCUUCAAGCUUCGAAUGGCUUUUCAGUCCAUGAUGGAUCUGACUUACCUGAGGGUGCCGCUGAAGACUUGAGCAGUUAUAUUCUAGUAUCGGCUGCCCACAUGAGCGCAGCUUUCAGACACGAGGCUGUGUGUGAAUACGAGGAAGCAUUCACGCUGUAUAAAUUGGGCAUAGCAAACCUACUCAAUGGUGUUCAAUCUGACCCUGAUUACGGGCGCAGAGCCACGAUCAGAGACAAGAUAUCCAAGUAUUUGGAGAAGGCAGAGAGGCUUUACAACAGGCAUCUGAACUGCAACGUAGGCAUGCUUUCCAAGCCUACUAGUGAAUUGGGAAAUUAUAAAGUAUUACGUGUUAUAGGCUCGGUCAUGCUGGUCAGAGACACUUCGCGUGAUUGCAAUAGAGUUAUAAAGACAGUCCAAAAGCCGGCUGGGUGCCUUGGGAGUCUCCGCGAUUACAUUCUGCGUGGCAAAAUCCCAUUCAUGGUACGGCUUUACGCAUGCAUAGAAACGGAUUCGACGAUAUUUCUUGUCCUGCACUAUGCGAGUGGAGGAAAGCUCUGGGAAUAUAUCAAGUCGUACUACAAGGGCCGCAACACAGUCUCUAAUUGGAGAGAGAAAGGGCAUACAAGGUCAGUGAGUUGCGACGCUAUUAUUCAGUCGAGUCUAGAAAAGAAGAAGCUAGAAGUUAAGGAAAGACUGUUACCGAAAAUUGACGGACUUGGUGAGGUCUCGAAAGACAGAGCUUGUGGCAGCAGAGAAAAUCUCGAUCCGCAAGAAGAGGAGACGAUCGAUCCUGAUGAAUCGCUCAGAAGAUUAGAGGCAAAAUUUGGAGCCAAUGCUGCGCCUGUUAAAACAUUUCAAACCACGGACUUACUCGCUAAAGCCCAAGAACUUCUGCGAUUGGUUGACGCCACUCUGAAGAAAAGCAAUUCAAUAGCCAGCAGGUUGAAUGAAUCUGGCACUUUACUGUACAGUGAAGAUAAGCCGGAUCAUUCUCGAAAUUUAGCUCACGGUGGGGAGUUUCAGGCCCUGAAUGUAACAGAAAUCGAUAAACUCAGUCAAGGUAACAGCAUAGAUGGCGUUCAUGGUAUUGGAUCUGGAAAUAUAGAUCUGAAAGCAAAAAAUAAAAGAUCAGACGAAGCUUUGGCAAAUUCUAAGUCUAAUUUUGUUAAGAACUUCAAAGUUGAGGACGAGUUAGUGAAAGAAUUGUCAAAACUCAAUGGCUCUCAUAGAGUGAUUGAGGAAACUAUGAAUUCUGGCCAAUUGCAAUCGAUCGUUAACGAGGACAGCGGUAUUGAAAUGGAUGACGAACUCUGGAAGCUUCCCGAAGGAACCAUCCGAUAUUGGGCAGCUGAAAUACUCCUGGCACUGGAAUCUCUGCACCAGCAGGGUGUCAUAGUCGGAAAUUUAAAACCAGAUAAUAUAUUAUUAGGCAGCGGAGGCCAUGUCGCGAUGACUUACAUUGUCCCAAAACGAAGCUUCGAACUCUUGCAGCUAAAGAAGCCCUACUCAGCCCCUGAACUUUGUAUCUUCUCACCAACAAUUCCACCCUCCACUGCUGCCGAUGUUUGGAGCUACGGAGUCCUGCUCUACGAGCUCUUCACUGGAAUUAAAUUCCAAACUAAACAUCCCGGACCAUAUCACUCGCAUUCUAUUCUCAACAUUCCUGAAGAACUAUCAGCGAACGUGAAAUCAUUGAUCUCUAAUGUAUUGCGAUACAAGCCAGAGGAACGUUUAUCUAUUCCCGAAAUCAAAGAGUCUCCAUUCUUCUCUGGUAUUGAUUGGACCGCCUGGGCUAACUCUAGUUUUACUUAGUCGUAAUAUACCUAUUUUUUUCCUUCUACAGUACGCCAUAUCAUGUAUUUGUCAAUCUCCAGUCAGUGUAUAACUAGUUCAAAAAUAACGAACAAAAUAAUAUUUAUCACAAUCGACAUAAUUAAAAGUAUAUAAUAUGUA